UGCUCAGCAUGGCCAAUGUUUAUAUGUGAACAUCGGUCGAGAACGUGACGCAAUUGUCGAAGAGAUUUAAUAUCCGUAGACCAAUUACCAUAUAUAGGAACCACCACCACCAAUUAAACCAUGCCCCAAGGAAACUUCAAAAGCAAGGGCCCUGCAAAGCCUGCGUCUGUUAAGAAAGGACAGAGACAGAAAUCUUUCAAAGCCAAGAGGGGAGGGAAAUACAUUGCACCCAAAAAAGCAAAGGCCAUCGAAAACAUGAUAGUGCAGAAGCAGUUACAGAAGGCAAUCAACUCAAGCAUCGAGCAAGAGAUGAAGGAACGCGCUUCGAAGGAUGCAACUGGCUUUAAGCUCUUCAAGAAAGAGAAGACUGGUGAUUCCAGCAAGAAGAAAUAGCACAUGAUGUAUUAGAUGAAAAUUACUUCAAAUUCUAGAUUUUAGAUUGAGUAUACGUAGUGUGGAUGGUUGGCAAUUGUGCCAAAAUUACCAGUGCACUAUGCAGUAUUAUAUUGUUGAUUACAGUAGGGUAUUACUUCCACUCUAUUUUUGCGUGAAAAUGGUUUUACAAAUAAAACAAAACCAGUUAUUCUGUU
This is a messenger RNA of Macrobrachium nipponense, 590 nucleotides long. RefSeq names its product UPF0390 protein zgc136864-like. The coding region runs from base 121 to 393 and encodes 90 amino acids. The record is from RefSeq and is a predicted model, not a curated record. The transcript has 3 exons. NCBI's taxonomy places the organism in Eukaryota, Metazoa, Arthropoda, Malacostraca, Decapoda, Palaemonidae.